Messenger RNA from Aspergillus tanneri, 2967 nucleotides. It is a transcript of the gene nut1, whose product is annotated as putative RNA polymerase II mediator complex subunit Nut1. Bases 1 to 2967 code for a protein of 988 amino acids. The record is from RefSeq and is a predicted model, not a curated record. Gene Ontology annotation, molecular function: transcription coregulator activity. Gene Ontology annotation, biological process: regulation of transcription by RNA polymerase II. The transcript is spliced from 6 exons. NCBI's taxonomy places the organism in Eukaryota, Fungi, Ascomycota, Eurotiomycetes, Eurotiales, Aspergillaceae. Gene Ontology annotation, cellular component: mediator complex.
AUGCAUCGAAUUGAUGCGGCCGAGUUUAAGAAUCUAUCAAAAUUAUUGUUUCAACGGAGUCCCAUAGUCGAGACAGCUCUACUCAAUGUGCUUCUUGAGACAAGACUCGCGACGGGCAUUAAGUGGGAUCCGUUGCUCCCGCUGUAUAUGGACUGUCUUUGCAAAAUGGGCAAGGUGCAAAUAUCCACAGUGCUGCAUACAUUAUUAAAGUACUCAUCUAUCCAAGACAGUCUGUCGUCAAUUGACUCGGGUGCCGAUCAAAAGAAGCCUCCGAAGUGCUAUACAUUGAUGACGGACAUCAGAGUCAUCCAGGAUGCCAUGCUGUCUGUCUCAACAGGACAUGCCCCAAAGAGUCUUACCGAGUCUCUCGGUAUCUUUUCUGCCAUUGUGGACUGGAUCCAAGCCGUUGUGUCCUGGCACCAUAAUCAUGUGGAUACGAACCAGCAAACAGGCGGGCUGAUUAGCUCUCCAGAUGCUGUUUCAUUGUUUGAGUCGCUCGGAAUCCUUUUUGCUGCUUUGUCGGGAACUUCAAAGGGGCUAGAUGUGCUGUCAUCAGAAUCCCAUGAAGCAUUAAAGCUCAAGCUUGGCCAAGCACUAUCUGCAUAUCUUCCCCUUUGCGUGGAAGUGUCACUGCCACUGCGGAACAGACUAGACGGCUUGCAAAAAGAAUUCAAUCUCUAUGGAGAUCUGCCCUCCAAGUCCUUGGAGGUUUCCGUGAUGGAUAAUUUAAACGUCAGCGCGCUUCAAUUUGAGGCUUCUGUGAUGGACGGGCCUGUUAUAAACUCAAGAGCUGGUCUCUAUAUUUAUAUAAAUUCAAUGCUGGUGGGCCGUCCCAUGCUCGAUGAUGGUAUGUUGCUUAAUUAUUUAACAAAUCGAUACGGGGGUCAUUACGAGAUAAUGAUCGAGGAAGUUAUAACGGCUACGUUCGACGUAUUAUCGAAUGCGAUGUAUCGCAAUGAGUCAAGCCAAGUCAUGUUUCUCUUCCGUUCGUUCUUGGUUAACAAACUUCCCGCCUUCUUUGCUUCCAUGUUAUCGGCAUCCAUGGCUUCUCUGUCUAUGGAUGUGUGCAUUAGCCAUGCGUUGAGCCGUCUAGACCCGAAUACUUUUCCAUCAUUCUCGCAGAUGUUUUCUAUGCAGGGAAACACUGUUUUGUCAGAUGUCCGACAAGAAUUUCUGUUCGCCUGUGCCUCUCAUAAAUUGAUACCCGAGUCCAGUAUUGAAAGACUACUAGGCGAAAACCCUAUGCAGACGGUCCCUGUUGGGUACAUCAAGGACGAACUUGUAAUGCAAAUCAACAUGCACCCAGAGCGUGCGGAGCAACUGAUCAGUGAGAUUGAAUCUACGGAGGGAAAUGCAGGUGCGAUUGUCAGUGCCAUCACUGAGGUCAUGAUAAAUCUCUGCAAUCAAAAAGAAACAAUGACAUUGAAAAAUAUUUGCAACGCUCUCUCUCGCCGUCCUCAGGCUCUGGAUGUGAUUUUGCUCUUCCAAAGCUCAAGGCAUGUAUUACAACCUCUGUGUGCUCUGCUGGAUUCCUGGCACUGGGAUGAGGACCACGGCGAGAGCCAGCCUGUAUAUGAUGAAUUCGGAAGCAUUCUGCUACUGGUGCUAGCAUUUAAGUACCGGUAUAAAUUGCAACCGUACGACCUCGGGAUUACGAGAAGUGACUCCUUCGUCUUAGGAUUGCUAGAGCGUGGGUCCUGCACCCAGAAGCUGGAUGAUCUGAAUGAAAAACAGAACAAAAAUCUUGGGUCAUGGAUCGCUGCCUUGUUCAUUGCGGAGGGUAUUAGCGAAGAGACAAUGUCCGCUUGUAGCCCGCAGGAGUUUUAUCUUCUUGUGGCAACGCUAUUUAAUCAAAGCCUGGGCGCGUGCGAAGCAGGGAAGUUGGGGUUUGAGACACUUAAAGGGGGAUUUGAAUAUUUGCUCGAGCCAUUCCUUCUCCCAUCGCUGGUCUUUUCUUUGACCUGGCUAGGAAAUCACAUCUGGGAAAGCGAGGGUGAUCCAUCGAUCCCAUUGAAGGCACUGCAGUGUCUGGUGAACCCCAGCUCAAUCUCUAGAGAGGCAAAAGAGAUUCAUCGAACUGUGAUAAAUAUCACUGCACGUUCUUUAGAAGAGCAGCUUAACGAUGUUCAGACACGCCAGCCAACCUCCAGUACUAGCAUUAAACCUAUUUUAGAUGCUCUUGAGCCAUGCCUCUCUUUCCAGAGGACGGGUAGUAGUCACCGGUCAGAGCUGGAAACCUGGACGACACAUACCCCUGGCGCCCUACUGGGCAGCAUCCGAAGCACUUUCCAGGGUCUUGUACUCUGGAGCACCAGUGCAGACAUGAACAUAGCGCCGCAACUGUACACCCAUCGUCAGAUCAUCGCCGGUAUCCAAAUGCUGGGUUCUGUGCGCGUUCUUGGGGUGCUUGUUGAAGAGCUGAAGCUGCAGACCGAGGCGGGCAACGGCCCUCUUGCAUUAGACAUUGCAGCAGCAUUAAUUUGCUCACCAAUGGCAGAGUCAUUUGCUGUCAAUCAGAGCCACUACCACACUGUGGAUCCAAGCAAAGAGCCGCUCCCUCAAUGUCCUAUCCUAACACUUCGCGAUGCGCUUAUGAUCCAACAUGAGAAUAUCCCCAAGAUCAAGGAGAAGGACCCGCUGCGCGCGGAAGUUAUUGUCCGAUUAUACCGACAAGUAAACGCACUGGUAGCGCCGACUACGCAGGUGACAAACCUAGACAUGAGCAACAUUAUCCAGAACAUGCAAUUAGGUGUUGAGGAUGCUUGCCUGGAGUCCCCGGGGGCAAGGGUUGGAAACCAUGGUGUGGGCGAGGAUAACUCAAAUCAAAUGUUGGACAAUGUCGCGGGCGUUGACCAGAAUAUGAGCGGAGGUGGUUUGGACACCAGUAUCGAUGACGUUUUGAAUGCAGCUGACAUGGCGGUUGGAAAUCCGGAAUUCCUGGAUUUAGAUAUGGAAGGGAUGUUUUGA